CUUUCAGGGCAGCAGGGGUCUCUUUUGCAGUGACUUUCGUGCAAGGCACAGUGGAGGUCAUUGCCCGAGGUCAUUCACUCUUUCAACGCUCAGCCUGAGGUCUUUUCUCGAACCAUCCCUGUCCGUCCUCCACACGGCCCCGGCGGCCAAGCAAACGCACGCACGCCCGCCAGCCCGUACGUAGUGCCGUACGGCAGAAGCGGACAGAGCAGCAGGGGGACAAAAAAUCGGCAGCACAACUUACCUAACGGAGCCAUCCCGAUCGAGACCUCGAAACCGCAAUUCGCAUCCGGACCCCGUUGCGCGCCGCAUUCGCGAGUCCCGAAACCUCCACUUGUUUUUACGGCUCCUCCGAAGUCCGAAUUCCUCCAUCACGACCACCGACCCGUGACGGCCACCCGACUGUGCGCAACAGCUACGGUCUCCCGAUUGGUUCACCGAUUCCUCACCCGCAUCAUCCUUCUCUUCAUCCCGCAUCAUCCUUCUCUUCAUCCCGCAAGGUCCCCAGUUCGCCGCCGCAUCUCCCGAGCACUUCUACACCGGACGGACCAAGCCAUACCAGCCGAUCGACCCGACGACUUACGCGACGACGGCCGACUUCUCUCUCUUUAUAACCCAUCACCCAGUGCAUACCAUUUUCUCUCUCUCUCUUCAGCAACACAAAAGUCCCACACGGGCAUCAUCAAACCUUCAAAAUGGGCAUUCAACAAAUCACCAACAUGUGCUCGCACCUCCAAAACGCCUCGCGCGCUCGCCUGGGCCUGACCUCCCUGCCCAACACCAAGUACAACCUCGCCCUGGCCCUGGCCCUGCACCGCGCAGGCUUCAUCUCCUCCAUCACGCGGGGCGGUCCUCACCCGCCCACGCCCGAGGCCCUCAUGACCUACGAGCCCGAGCCCGUGACCAGUGCCAACGUGGCCACGCGCCGGUUGUGGGUGGGACUCAAGUACUGGAACGAGGAACCCGUCUUGAAGGAGCUGAAGCCGAUUUCGAAGCCGUCGAGGCUGGUGACUGCCUCCCUGGAACAGCUGAACCGUGUGGCGAGGGGCUUUCCCGCGGGAUACAUGAAGGGGUUGCAGUUGGGCGAGUGUUUGUUUGUGAACACUGAUAGAGGUGUGUUGGAGGUUAGGGAGGCAGUGGAGAGGAAAGUUGGUGGGCUGGUUUUGUGCAAGGUAAAAUAGAUGGGUAGAAGAAGAAGAAGGAGGAGGGUCUCAAGGAUGGACGGUGGGGAUAGGACAUGAAUUCGGUGAAAGGAAGGCAUUGUUGGGAAGGAAGCGAGAGGAAUAGAAGAAGAGGAGGAAGAGUCACCGCACUUUGGGAGGAUCUCAAACCUGAACUGGAGCCAACCAUUUCUGUGCGCAGUGUACGAUACGGAUGUGAUUCCAUUGUACACUAGACGACUUAGCAAGACUGGACAAACAUGGAAAGGAAUAGACAUUGGCAAAGCAGAGCUCAUCCUUGGUUCUUGCUAUGUGAAUAUGAGGUAUGAGGCCAAGAAAGACAACGAGCUGGCAUCCUGUAUGCUAUGAUCUAUGCAUGACAACUAAAUCAUCAGCACUCACCGUGGAAACAGAUAUCACCAAGAUUGAUAAGAAAAGGGAUCGAUUCAUCCUGCUCCAGGGUGCUGUACAACC
This is a messenger RNA of Neurospora crassa OR74A, 1634 nucleotides long. RefSeq names its product mitochondrial 37S ribosomal protein MRPS8. Gene Ontology annotation, biological process: translation. Gene Ontology annotation, cellular component: ribosome; mitochondrion. Gene Ontology annotation, molecular function: structural constituent of ribosome. Bases 696 to 1181 code for a protein of 161 amino acids. NCBI's taxonomy places the organism in Eukaryota, Fungi, Ascomycota, Sordariomycetes, Sordariales, Sordariaceae. The transcript has 2 exons. The record is from RefSeq and is a predicted model, not a curated record.